AUGGCCUACGGCGAGCUCGUGUUCAUCCCAACCCCCGGCAUGGGCCAUCUCGUAUCAAUGGUUGAGAUGGCCAAGCUACUCGUCCACCACGACCCCCAACUCUCCGAAACCGUCCUCAUCAUAAAGUUUCUCCUCGACUCCGACUUCAACUCGUACACGAACUCGCUUGCCACCUCUGUGGACGCUGCCCGCAUCCGCUUUGUCCACCUCCCGCGUGUGAACAUAGACACAGAUCUCCGCGGGCGGCUGGUGGGGAUCAUUCUCGACAUGUUCUGCACCACCGUGACUGAACUGGCCGACGAGGUCGGAGUCCCUUCCUAUGUAUUCUUCACGUCAAGCGCAGCGUUCCUUGGCCUGAUGUUGCACCUCCAGUUGCUCCAAGACAAGCAACGCUUGGAUAUAACCGAAUUCAAGGACUCGGCCACUGAGUUGGACUUCCCGAGUUUUGAGAAACCAUUGCCAGCCAAGGUCUUAUGCUCCGUAGUUUUGAUGAAGAAGUCGGUCCGAACGUUCCUGGAGCACGCCAAGAUGAUGAGAGGGACCGGGGGAAAUGUCAUAAAUACGUUUGAUGAGCUCGAACCGCAUGCAGUGGCAUCCUUCGCAGGCCUCAGGCCGCCCGCGGUGAAACAACAGUUCAACGCGUUCGAGCUGGUGGUGGAGUUGGGCCUCAUGGUAGAGAUCAAGAUGGAUUAUAGGGUGAAUUUCCAAAUGGAGAGUGACGUCAUCAUGACGGCGGAUGAAAUAGGACAUGGGAUACAAAAGUUAAUGGGGAAGUUGGUAGCAAGAGGCGAUAGAAAGUGUAGGAGGUGA
This is a messenger RNA of Eucalyptus grandis, 810 nucleotides long. RefSeq names its product anthocyanidin 3-O-glucosyltransferase 6. The record is from RefSeq and is a predicted model, not a curated record. Bases 1 to 810 code for a protein of 269 amino acids. NCBI's taxonomy places the organism in Eukaryota, Viridiplantae, Streptophyta, Magnoliopsida, Myrtales, Myrtaceae. The transcript is spliced from 3 exons.